UUAACACUUAAUGUAGGAGUGUUCACAAAAAAGAAUGUUCCCGGAAAUUGGGAGCAGAAGAUUCGGCCAGAAUGGACCAGAAACACUAUAUCAGAGCUCUCGUUUUCUCCGGUCGUACAGACUGCAAAAGUUUUUCCUACCCAAGAUUACCCAUGCGUUGUUUGUCGCAUUCAUUGUGGUCGUUGUAUACAGACAGUCUGAUUCCCUGAAGGAAGAAAAACUUCUGUUCUGGACAUUCAUGGCUCUCCAUGCAAUUACUAUGAUGUUCUUCUUCGUGGCUUCAUGCAUGGACCCUGGCUACGUCACGAGAGAGUCUGUCAAACUCAUCAUGGAUUCGCUCAAUUCAACUCCGGGUACUACUAGCGACCACAACGGAUCCAUCUCAGAGUUUGCAGUCGACAAAGAGUACAAGGACUCUUUCUCGUCAGAAGACAGCGAAGAUGAAGUGUUUGUGGAUCCUCAUGGCUCGGAAAGCAGGUCGGCGAGUAUUCCUCUGAUGUCAUCCGGCAGAGGUUCGUCUCCCACCAAGAGGUCUAUGAAUUCAGACUAUGCUGCUCCGAAGUUGAGCUACAAGGACAAACCAGUCACUUUCCGAAAGUGCAACUAUUGCGAGAUUGUACAGCCUCUCAGAGCAAAACACUGCGAGGAGUGUGGUAGGUGUGUGAGGAAGUAUGACCACCACUGUCCGUGGCUGGGUUCUUGUGUUGGGGAGACAAACCACAAGUUCUUCUUUCUCCUUCUAUCCUUCGGACUACUCACUUGUGCACUCACCAUACACAUCACAUAUCACGCAUUCCAAACUCCACAAUCAUACACUCUGUCAGAUUACCUGAAGCUGAACCUACUCCUAAUUGUGGCAUUUGUGUUGGAGUGUCUGUUCCUGAUGGUAGAUGGAGUGCUCUUCUGUGCACAUGCAUAUCUCAUGUUCUCCAACCAGACCACCUGGGAGUUCAUGGCCAGACACAAAAUCACAUACUUGAGAGAACUGCCAGAGGACGAGAACCCAUUCGACAGGGGUCUGGCGAAGAACUGCUGGCAGUUUCUAUGCAACUGCAGAUCCAGGCACUGGGAGCUCUACUUCACAAACCUCUCCCGCCAGGCCACUCAGUCUUGCGUGUCCCAGGUGAUGAUACACACGGCCAAUGCAGCUGCCACAGCUGUUUCAUCUUCAGCAUACGGGGGAGGCAGUUCAUGUUACCCACAAGUGACGCAGUCAUCAAGUGGCGGAAUGAAGAAACAGUACUCACAGUUGAGAAUAGAAGACUCAGAUGAUGAUCAAUAUACAGUGGAAGAGCACGAGGGGAAAGAGUGGCAUCCAAUUCAGUGCAAUGAUGUGCAGCGUAAUGACUUCGAUGACGAUGACUCAAUAUUCGUCAGUGGAAAAACGCCGCCUCAAUCUGUAUCAUUACAUGCUGCACAAAUUAUUGAAAUCGAUGAUCGAGUAACUAGUGCUGCAGGAGAAAAGCAGUGGGAGGAAAUCGAAGAAGGGAAGGGACGAGAGGAGUUGAAGAAUUUGGACGAUGACACCAGGAGAGUAGACGAUAGUGGGAAUGGGGAGUCGUCUUGUUCUUCGAAUCCAAAUCUCAAUGUCAGCAAUGUCUGAGAAGGCAUAACCACUACAGGGUCUAUGGACUUCUUCGCCAUAAGCAGCAUCAGACGGAAAUGAUUAUUUGUUCAUCAAUAAAAUCAUCAGAUCAAUUGAUUAAUGAAUCAGAAUUUUGAAAAGCCAGAUAAAACAUACCAUAGAAAAAACAAAGUUAUUGUCAUUGUCUGGAAGGCUUUUUUAUGCUUGUUAAUCCAAACAGAAGGGUGGCUAUUUCUCCUUGGCAAUGUUAGUUGUCAUCAUCAGAGACACUAGAUUUCUUGUCGUCACUUUUUGAGCUGUAGUCUACAUUUUUGACAGAUUACUGAAUUUGGGCGUGGCAUCAUCAUCAUCAUUGGUUUUCCACACUCUUCUUGGAUUCGAAGGUGUUAACGAUAAUAUUUGUUUCCAGUCUGAUUUUGUGGCAUGCUUGUGGUCGGCUCAAUGUCCUUUGCAGAUCAAUGUUUUUCGGAAAUUGGACCUGGAUCUUAUUUCAAUAGUUAUUCACUACUUGGAUUGAACAAAUUUUGGUUUAAAAAACUGCUUUGAAGAAUAGAUGCUGCUAAUCUGAUUUAAAAUGCUAAGCUACAAACAAGGUUUAAUAGAACUGUGAGUCACUUACAGCUUCAGACAUGUGUUUUCUAUGUACUUGUGAGUACGAAAGAGCAAAAGAUAGAAUAUGUAAGAUGCAAAAGAUUGAAAGAUGUAAAAUUUUUCUCAUUUGUAAUCUUCUGAGUGUUGAAUUGUUUCUCGACGUUUUUGAAGUGAGAUUUUUGGUGAAAAUCUUGCGACUGGUUUUGCUUAUAUCGUGGUGUUCCAAAUGAUUUCUCUAGAUGUGACAUUGCAUAGACGUCUAAUUAUCUUUGACAUUUAAGAGGCUCGAAGUUAGAAACGAGAUUGAAAGGCUCAACCAGUUAAUAAAAACCGUAUAAUAGAAGUAUAAUUUGUUUUUGGUGUAUUAGUUGUCACUCAGAACUUUCUGUGCUAAACAAAGAAGUAUAUCCUGUUUUUGCUGUUAUCCAAUGGUUUAUGCGUUCGUACUGAAUAAAUUAGUUGUUCUUCUGAAAGAAGCAAAAUUGUUUAGUAGUUAGUCAAUCAUAUCCCUGUGCAAAUUAAAGAACUUCUCCUAAUUCAAAUCUAUAAAAUAUUUCGAUAAAAUACAAUUUUCUCCUGAAGAAACGAUUAU
This is a messenger RNA of Symsagittifera roscoffensis, 2768 nucleotides long. RefSeq lists its product as uncharacterized. Gene Ontology annotation, molecular function: protein-cysteine S-palmitoyltransferase activity. Gene Ontology annotation, biological process: peptidyl-L-cysteine S-palmitoylation; protein targeting to membrane. Gene Ontology annotation, cellular component: endoplasmic reticulum; Golgi apparatus. Bases 35 to 1603 code for a protein of 522 amino acids. The record is from RefSeq and is a predicted model, not a curated record. The transcript has 7 exons. NCBI's taxonomy places the organism in Eukaryota, Metazoa, Xenacoelomorpha, Acoela, Convolutidae.